Molecule: messenger RNA, 4829 nt
Organism: Silurus meridionalis
Lineage: Eukaryota; Metazoa; Chordata; Actinopteri; Siluriformes; Siluridae
Gene: tbcela
Product: tubulin folding cofactor E-like a
Exons: 9
Coding region: 564-1850 (428 amino acids)
Biological process (GO): protein folding
Molecular function (GO): alpha-tubulin binding
Source: RefSeq, a predicted model, not a curated record
GGACAUCGACAUAACCGGGUUCCACUGUAUAUAUAUAUUCCGUAUAUAAUAUAUAAUCGUUAAAGACACCUAAUAUAAAGUGGGAUUUAUAAUUACUGUAUUAUAUUAAUAGAGUAUAAAUAAAGGUUUGUGUAUACUGUAUAGCACUGUUAUAAGUGCAACCGGGAAUAGCCAAUCUUCCUGAGUUUUUUAACACCCUUUUACCAUAUUCCCACCUUUAAAACAAACCACACACAAGCCAAACAUGUUGGCGCAAGUCAGUCAACGCUGCCACGUCUUCCGUAAGUUAUCCCUCUAAUAGUAUUUACAGCAGCAGUCCCAGGAAACAGGUGGAUACGUCACAGCAGUUUCAGAUCAGAAGUGAGUGGAGCUUACACAGUCUAUAAAGGAUUUUCUUCAGUCCCUCCUCGUAUUUUCAAUCACACCUUUAAAGUACAGCGAGCAGAGCGGCUUCUCAGGUGACCCUUAGACCCGUGCGAGUGUUCAGCCAUUCAAGUUGUUACAGAUUUGUAAAAUUACACGUAACAACAGCAACAGCUGGCACGGUGUGUGGCACAGGGCCAAUGGAGGCACCUGAGGGGGCACGUCGCACGUUUAUGGAGGUGAUUAGUGAGAAAUACAGCCCAGAGAACUUCCCCUACCGCAGGGGCCCUGGCAUGGGAGUGGUUGUACCGUGUGGCCAUCAGGGAUCUCCUAUGAAAGACCGACUGAACCUGCCCAGUGUGCUGGUCCUGAAUGGCUGUGGAAUUAGCCAUGCAGGGGAUGAAGGAGAGAUCGCAGCUUUUUGUGCUCAUGUUGUUGAACUGGAUUUAUCCCAUAACAAGCUCAAAGACUGGCAUGAGAUCAGUAAGAUUGUUGUGAACAUUCCAAACCUGGACUUCCUGAACCUUAGUUCAAACCCGCUGAGUGAUGCAGAGCUGGAGUCAGACUGUGCUGAAGCCUUAUCCAGAGUGCGCCGCCUCGUUCUCAACAACACUCAGAUUUCCUGGGAUGUUGUUCACACGUUCACACGAGAAAUGCCUGAAUUGGAGGAACUGUUCCUGUGCCUUAAUGAGUACAGCGCUGUGAUUGCGUCUGCUACUCCAUGUCCUUCACUGCGUCUGCUGCACAUUACAGACAACAAUCUGCAGGACUGGAGCGAGGUGCGCAAGUUCGGCACCAUGUUCCCCUCUCUCCACACACUUGUCUUGGCUAACAACCAGCUGAACUCCAUUCUUGAAUCGGAGGACAAUCUUCGUCGUCUCUUUCCUAACUUGCGUAGCAUCAAUCUGCACAACUCGGGUCUCAGUCAGUGGGAAGACAUAGAGAAGUUAAAUUGUCUCCCCAAGCUGGAGGAGGUGAGAUUGCAGGGAAUUCCACUGUUGCAAACCUACACUAACACAGAGAGGCGCAGUCUCAUGAUAGCUCAGUUGCCUUCAGUAAGUUGCCUCAACGGAAGUAUUGUUACAGAGGGGGAACGUGAAGAUGCUGAGAGAUUCUUUAUUCGUCACUACCGGGAUCACACUGAAGGGGAGCUGCCUCGCAGAUACCACUUUUUGGUGACCAAGUAUGGGAAGUUGGCGCCGCUAGCUGAGAUUGACCUGCGGCCACGCUGCCACGCCACGGUAGAAGUGCACUGUGAGGACCGCAUUGAGCAAGUGAACAUCAGGCUGGACCAGACCGUAGCCGAGCUGAAAAAACGGCUGAAAACAGUGGUGCGACUCUCAGCCAAUAACAUGCGCCUCUACUACAUUGACAAGGAUAUGCACUCAACGUUUGGGCCUGAAGAAAUGAAAUAUAACACAAGGGCCUUGCAUUCCUACAGCAUUCAGGAUGGGGACGAGAUCCUAGUGGUACCCAAGACCAAAUGACUGACUGGUACAAUAAUUUGUGUCACUGCGUAGAUACCACAAUAGGUUUGAGACAUGAUUCUAGAACGGCAAGAAAAAAAUCUAGGCUUUUAAGAACUGCCUUGAAUUUCAGAGUCAUUACAUUGGAUUUUGAAGGGCAUCUUGCAGCUCACAUUACUGUUCAGUGAGUGUGCGGAUUUGCUUUUUUUGCCAAGUCGUACAUAUGGCUUUCUUUAUUUAUGUUGCCUUCAACUAUGAAUGGGGUUUUCUCUUAACUGUUGGUAAACACCUGUUUCUUUACAAGGAAAGCACAAAAGAGUUUGCUAAGUCAACAAAAGUGCAUCCUGUGAUCCUUGACAAUCAUCUGCCGCCAGUCAACCAUAUUGUGGCUUUUUGCAGAAGGGAAAAAAGAUGUUACACCCUGUGAUUGUCCUAAGGAAAAAAUAAUGGAUCUAUGUAUAGUGUAAUUCUCAGGCCAUUUCAUUUAACAGUUAUUAGUAAUGUGAUAGUAUAAUACAAAGGGACAAGAUGAAUGUUAAUUUUUUUUUUUUUUGCUGAUUUGUUUAUUUUGUAAUGUUUGCGUUAUGCAUGAAUACACUACAAUUAAGUGUCUAUCCUGCUGGUUUUAUGAAUUAUGAAUAGAUUAUAUAAGUGUCCAGUCUAAUUAGUGGACCUGUGUCUGGAUGUUUUUCUUUUUCCUUUGAGAAUUUAUUCUGUAGUUUCUCAUAUUUGCUUAUAUAAAAAUCAAAGAAAUAUAUGCCAUAAAUAUAUGAAGUACAUAUGUACUAUUUAUCACACAGACACAUUAGGAGCAUAUAUUUUGAUAUAUAUAUAUAUAUAUAUAUAUAUAUAUAUAUAUAUAUAUAUAUAUAUAUAUAUAUAUAUAUAUAUACACACACACAACUGAAUUUUAUUAAAUAUAUUGUCAUGCAAAUGCUACCUCCCAAAGUAUCCAUGCAAUGUAUUUGUAUAAUUUUUUUUCCUUUUAAUUGUUUAUUUUUUAUUGAAUUAAUAGGAGUUAAAGAUUAUAUAUAAAAUGGAUUUAAAAAGUAUAUACAUCUAGGUUAUUAUGCAGUGUUUUUGUGGGAAAAAAAGAAACUUAUCCGAGCUGGUUAUUGUAAUCUAUUUGUCUCUCGUGAAUGUUUUACAUAUUUUCAUAAUCAUAUUUGAUUAAGGGUGGAAAACUUUGGCAUAAAUAAGUUUUUUUUUUUUACAGCACAAAAACAAGCCUGCAUUUUUAACAUGGAUGUGUAGACUUCUUCUAUCCAUUGGACAUCCAUAAGUAAAAUACAAUAUAAAUGAUAUGUCAAGCAGCGUGACUUAGAAAAUCUUAAGUAUAUUUAAUUUUAUGUUGAAUAGAAAAGAUCAAGGUUGUUUAGGAAUGUUUCAGGGUAUAACUGUUUAUUUUAUAUAUAUAUAUAUAUAGAAGUAUAUGCUAAGAAUUAAGUGAAAUGAUAAAAUAUCCAAUGUAUAUUAAUACAAUGUCAGCAUUUGGGCAGCAGAUUUCUAUAAGAAAUAAUUCACAGCAGAACUGUGCUUAAAAAUUAGUAUUACGUUUUAUUGAUGAGGAAUGAAUGUGCACUUAUGGGAUUCAUUUUCCAAACUGAACAUUUUUGCUUCCAGUGCAACUCCUUUACAUUCCCUUAUUGCUGUAUUCUGGUCAUUGAUUACUACAUAGAGAGUAUUCUUUUUGGCAAAUUAGUAGAUCAUUCUCUUAUUGUAUAAAGAUUAUCAUGCUAGAGGUCAGUAAGUUUAUGAUAUAAUUAAACAAGAAAACACUGUGUUUUUAUUAUAAAUGAUGGACACUGCUCUUGUGUCUAUGUAGUCAUUAGACUGUUGGCAAUUCCAAGCUUUGGGGAUACAAGAAGAACUUAUCUUGGAAUUUUAGCUAGAAAUCCCAAAUGCAUAGAAGCAUGGUGAUUUAAUUUUAUUUUGUUCUGCAAAUCAUUUCGUAACAAAGUAAUGUGUGCGGUCAUUUUCUAUACCUUAUAGAUUGCGUAUAGUAGUAUUGCAGUCAGUAGUUGGGUAGAGAAAUAAUUACAUUCAAAUUAAUCUGUACAGCCACAUUAUCAUAUUUGAAGGAUGAAUAAGAGCUAAUUGCUUUAUAAUAUAUUUAAUUAAGGGUCUUGUCCAUAUAAAACAAGUUUCCCUUUGAAUACCUACAGUUAUUUGUUUGGAUUCAGAUGUUAAUCUAGUUCAGCUGUAAGUAAAUAGAUUUAUAAAUGACAUAUAAAAUUGUAUACACAGUUGCCAUAUUUGUUCCCAGUACAUCUAUCUUAAAGCUGGAAGAUAAUAACUAAAAUUCACAUUGAAAGUGUUUAUAGACAGAUAUGACAAUGAACAGCUUGAUCUUGAUCCCUUUAUAAGUGGUUAUGUAUGGGGAAAUGCGAAGGACGCUAUUAGGUUAAUUUUAUUUAUUGCACUUUAAUUGCAUUCAAGCAUUGUUGUGUAUGAUUCAUUUUAUUUAUGAGCAGGAAUCAUUUGUGAAAUUGGUCCAUUUUUACGUUUUGUAAAGAUUUGUUUAAAUGUUCUGUCUUAUUUAUUGAGAAUUUCUUAAAAUCAUGUGUCAUUUGAUUUCACAAUGUUUAAUUUUUGUUCCAUUUUCACCAGAGCCACAUUUAUUUCACCUCUUUUUUGUUGCUAUAGCUUCACCUUGCUUUAUCUAUUGAAAGAGAUUUUUCAUUAUCUGUUGAAUGUAUAUUGUGAAAGGUCUCCAACAAUAUGUCGUAACACCAAAGGCCAGUUGAUUUACUCCUGCCUAUUGAAUGCAUUUAUUCUCUAUCAACAUAAACACUGAAAACUAAAUGGUGUAUCCCUGCAUUAAUUUUCAAAUCAACUGUGACUGGUCUGUAUUUGAUUUCCCACACGUAUUAAUUCAUGUGCAUGUUAAAAUAAUACACUGUUUUAUUCAAUCUGUUUGCAUUGAGCUGUCAGUAAUGUUCUGGGUGAUGAAAGAAUUUCCACUAAAGGUUGAAGGAAAAUAAACAAAAUUCUGAGGGA